Messenger RNA from Saccostrea echinata, 4373 nucleotides. RefSeq lists its product as uncharacterized. Lineage: Eukaryota; Metazoa; Mollusca; Bivalvia; Ostreida; Ostreidae. The coding region runs from base 28 to 4182 and encodes 1384 amino acids. The transcript has 8 exons. Gene Ontology annotation, molecular function: protein binding; calcium ion binding. The record is from RefSeq and is a predicted model, not a curated record.
GGAUUGGAUAAUGAAAGUGGAAUAAAAAUGUAUAUCUUAACAUUGUACUCAAAGCCCCAUUGUGCAUCUGAAGAAGAAACCAUCAUCAUGGAAUCGGAAAUUAAAAAUGAAACAAACUACAGAUUUUAUCAGUUGAACCUCAAAAGUGAAGUCCCCUACUUUGUUCGAUUGAAGGUUGUAAAUCGAGCAGGAUUGAGUACUGAAAUAACCAGUGUGCCUAUAUAUGUUGACAUGACUGAACCCUUGCUGGGAGAUAUAAAGCCAGGAUUAGACUGGGCGGGUUCAAAACCAAUCCAAUUCUCACAAUCAGAAAUUCACGCUGUUCUUGCGGUUGCAAAAACAAAACGUGUUUAUAAAUGUCCUCGGCAGCAAAAGUUUCCCUUCAGUGCAUUUAGAACAAUUUCCAAUUUUUCUUCAGAGUGUACAGAUAUAACUUUGGAACAUCUUGAUAUUAUUAUUCGGCAUGAUGACACUUUGCAAAAAAUAAUAAAAGGGGGAGUUCGUUCAGACUUACUAAAUAUUAAAAGCGGCGUGUAUUCAUAUAGAGUUAAACCUUUAGGUGGUCAGAACAUGACCACAAUUAUUGGUCUUUCUUCUGAUCUUCUCCAUAUUCCUCUACAUUUUACAGAACAGAUUAAUUCUGAUUCAAAUUCAUCAACCAGCAACGCCACUGGACCACCCGAUGUUUACGCAAUAGGAAUUGCAAUCCGAGGAUACCCGAAUGAUGAAAUUAGAGAAAUUAUCCUCUGGGCUAAGGAUAGAUAUGAGACUCAUACUAGAAUAUUGAAUUUUGAAAAAGAAAAAAGUUUUGUAGACAUCGACUUCGAAUUGGAAAGCAUAAAAGACGAUAGCGGAUAUAAAGUAACAUGGAGCGUAAAAUAUUUCAUAGAUAAACAGGAAGUAGUACGGUUUACAGGCUUAGUAUUUCAGAAUAGAUGGUCCAUGUUUUUGCUCACAAAUAAUAAUAAUGGUUUCUUCCCUCCAAUAACUGAUGUAUUUCAUCCCUUUUACGCUGUAUCCAGAUUUACGAAUAUUCAGGUGCCCUUAGAUAUUGACCAUGAUUGCCAGUAUGGAAAGGCAUUUUUUGACGAAGAGAGCCAUAUCAAAGAAAUUUGGGCAGGCGUAUCGGAUAGCAUCAACAGAACGGACAAUGUCAAACCCCUCCAAUUGGUGAUUGAAUUUUGUCAGCCUUGCAACAAAAUAUGCCCUGAUAUGUGCGACAAAAAUUGUUCAACAGAAAAUGAAUUUCAAAUUAUUCCUAUUAAAAUAACCAACUUAACGUUGUUAUCAUCAUCAGUUGCUAAUGAAGGGGUACAAAAUAGAACAUUUGAUACAAGCAACGGAAGUACUGUUUUUGAUUUAUAUGAAACCCCUGCAUACUUUGUAACUGCUAAGAUAGUAAACCAGGCCGGUCUUCAGGUUCUUCUUCAUAGCCCUGCAAUUACCAUUGACACUACACCACCAGAAUUUGUAAAGAUGGAGUGUGUUGAUCCUGACCAUUCUAUGACAGAGCCAGCUAAUUAUCAAAGUAGUUUAAAAAGUUUAGGGGCAUUUUGGGAAUGUAACGAAGACGUUGGUCAAAUAAUACGAUACGUAAUCUCUGUUGGGGUAUCAAUGAAUGAUACGAAUGUUCUCAACGAAACGAACAUUGGCUUGAAUACAACUUUUCGAGCUGACGAUCUAGAAGGAAUGCUUCAAAACUUUACUACUUACUUCAUUUCAGUGCAUGCAUAUAACUCAGCAGGUUUACAUGCGAAAGAGUUCUGUAAUAUAACCGUUGAUUUACAUGCACCGGAUAUAUCAAAGACAGACACGGCUGUGCUAUUUAAAAGUCCAUCAAUCAUCAGUGCACCCCCAAAUAUAACAUUUCUAUCAUCUCAGAACAAUAUUGGUGUACAGUGGAACCCGCAUACGACUGACGCUGAAUUUUAUGAGUGGCAGAUCGGUUCUCACGAUGGAGAAGGGGAUCUUUUGGAGAAAGUGAAAGUUGGAAAUAGCAAAUCGCGCUCAGUUGCAAUUGUGAAUGGAAGAAUGUGGCUUGAUAAUCAGAAAACUAACACAACUCUUGCAGAAUUCGUAUUGAAAACCUGGGAUAACAAAUCUAUUGCUGAAGCAAAGAAGAACGCUUUUUUCAACAUUGAACCUGGAAAAUGUUUUCAUAUGGGAUUAUUUGCAAUAAGCAGAUCUCACUUAUCAAGCCAAUUACCACUUGAUGCAAAUUGCUAUCUACGACCAACUGACCAUUUAGUGUCAUUUCAUAGCAGAAAGAUUCAAACAGUGCAUUUGACUAAUGGUAGGUUUGUAGACGUGACACAGCACAGCACACUUAAGAGCAACCUGAUAAUAAAAUUACAAGGAAGCAAAGGUGACAUAUCUUUUGGAGUACUGACUAGAAAUGACACGAGAAUGAAUUAUGGUUCUGCAGGUGGGCCCAAUUAUAAAUCAUAUAUUGUAGAUCCAAACACCACUGCUUCUCAAACAUCCAGGGCACUACAACGAAGAAUUUUGAAGUUUUCUGAUUUAUCCUUCUUCAUGUCACCGAGUUGCGAGGCUGACAUCAAUCGCUGGAUAGACUUUACUUUGACUGUUAACAAAUCUGACUUGGUGGAAUCUACACAACCUACACUGGUCAUCUGGAAUAGAGCUAAAGAAGAAUGGCAAAUUUUUGAUGACCACUGCAAACAAAACAUCCAAAUGGAUCAUGUACAGAGUACAUUAAAGGGAAAAAUUUGCAUAAAUGAUCCUGGCCAUGAUAGAAUCAGAAGACAAACAUACCAGACAGUUAUACUUACAGAACCACGUCAAUUUGCUCUGGUGAUUAUCAAGAAAGAACUCCAAAACUCACCACCUAUCAUAAAAAAGACACAAAAGACAAUUGAUGAAGAUGGAUUUCUUCAUUAUAAUCUUGAAUGGGAGGAUAGUGAAAAUGACAACAUAACAUUUAAAUUGAUUGACGGACCAUUUCACGGAAAUGCCAAUAUCACUGAAGAGGGAAUAAUAGAUUAUCAACCAAAUCCGAACUUCUUUGGGAAGGACACUGUACAUAUUGGCAUCACAGAAAUCAUUUCAGAGACUGGUUCACAAGAAUUAGUUAAUCAAUUCAAUAUAACAUUUGAUAUUCUGAUAGAAAAUAUUAAUGAUGGCCCAUCAAUAUUGUUUGGCACUUCAUCCAACGAAACUUUUGACUCAAAGUCACAUAACAAAAUUGAUGUGAUAGUUGAAGCCAACGAUGCCGAAUAUUUCAUAGGAUCCUUUGUUGCUUUUGAUAUUGACCAGAAUGAUUCCCUUACCUACCAAGUUUAUAGCAAUGGAUCUGACGACAUGGUGUUUGAUUUGCAAGAAAAAGACAGGCCAAAUUCUUUCUUGUUAGAAUUUAUCAGCAACUCCACAACUCCUCCAACUGUACUGAAAUCAUUUGACUUGUACCUAAAGCUAAAUGUCUCAGCAUACGGCUAUGUAGAAUAUGGGCUUUUGGUAUAUGAUUCCGUCAAAUGGUACAGUAAAGCCGUAUGGUUUCAAAUCUUUGUUUUACGAAAUCCGUGUGUCCAUGGUCACUGCGAGCGAAUCUUUCCAAGCGGACUUGAUUGCAAUGACAAGAUGAGAUCCGUUUCUUUUGAGAAAUUUAAAUGCGCUUGUGACAAGGGAUAUGAAGGCAUCUAUUGUGGAAAUGAAAUCGACGAAUGUGUCCCAAACCCGUGUCCUUUAAUGUAUGACUGUCUGGAUGAAUUAGCAGACUACACAUGCACGAUUAACCCAGCAAAACUUAUGGCCAUUUUGAUAUGCAUAUGCAUUACCUUUUUGCUGAUCAUAUUUGUGUAUCGAAAGAAAAAGCAAGCAAAAAAGAAGAUGAAAGUAUCCGAUUUUUGGCACGAAACACCAUCAAACCAAAUGGCAGGUCCCUCUGGAACAUUCCCCGUUGAGAGUAAUCAGCAAGUUUCCGACUACGAUGAGGAGGAUCAGCCUCUUCCGCAGGAGAAAUCAGUUGAUUCGGAAAACGAACACCUUGGAGAAACUAUCAACAUUUUGGAACUGACAAGUAUGUUUGCUUCCAGAUCCAAGAAGACGCUUCCUCCCCAUCACGUAGGAAGAAUACGAAGCCAGGACUGCAAACCCGGGACUAGCUCUUCCAAGAAGCCUUCCAUACAUACCCAAGAUGGCGGUGUUCCAAACGUUAAUAUAUAGUUCAAGUUCUUCCUUUGUUGUUUAAUUAAGUAAUGGACGAUUAGAAUUAAAAUUCAUUCUAUUUAUUAAACUAGAAGAAUGAUUUUUCUCCGGUAUGAAUCAAGAUUUUUAACACUCUGGAACACAACACCCUAUAGUUUUUCAGCCUGAUUAUUCUUAUCUUUGUUUUUACUAUGACUUGAUUUAUCAAA